Molecule: messenger RNA, 7055 nt
Organism: Xenopus tropicalis (tropical clawed frog)
Lineage: Eukaryota; Metazoa; Chordata; Amphibia; Anura; Pipidae
Gene: slc9a6
Product: solute carrier family 9, subfamily A (NHE6, cation proton antiporter 6), member 6
Exons: 16
Coding region: 49-2172 (707 amino acids)
Biological process (GO): regulation of pH; monoatomic cation transport; sodium ion transport
Cellular component (GO): plasma membrane; recycling endosome membrane; membrane
Molecular function (GO): antiporter activity; sodium:proton antiporter activity
Source: RefSeq, a predicted model, not a curated record
UGAAGGCCGUGCAGGCAGCAGGCAGGGAAGCUGUUAGAGCCUCCUCCAAUGGGCGUGGGGCUGUUGUGUUGCCUCACGACCCUUUCCCAUGAUCCUGCGAGAAUAACCGGCAGUCCUGCCCCCGUUAUGGCGCCGCUGGUAGCGAUGAAACCGGGCUCUCGGGGCAGGAAAGCAUGGACGAUGCUAUUGCUAUUGCUGGCGCUGGCGCUGGACCGAGCUGGGGCCCAGGACAGUGUCAUAGAGGAGAUUGUAACAGAGAAACAGGUGGAAGCCAGUCACCGACAGGACAGUGCCAACCUUCUAGUCUUCAUCUUGUUGCUCACCCUCACCAUUCUCACCAUUUGGCUUUUCAAGCACAGACGAUUCCGUUUUUUGCAUGAGACUGGCUUGGCAAUGAUAUACGGUCUGAUUGCUGGUGUGGUUUUACGGUAUGGAAUUCAUGUUCCUAGCGAUGUGAACAAUGUGACUAUGAGCUGUGAGCUUCAGACAAGCCCAGCUACCCUGCUGGUGAAUGUGAGCGGCAAGUUCUAUGAGUAUAUGCUGAAGGGGGAAAUUAGUUCUAAGGCACUCAAUAAUGUUCAGGAUAAUGAUAUGCUCAGAAAGGUUACUUUUGAUACAGAAGUCUUUUUCAAUAUCCUACUUCCACCAAUCAUCUUUUAUGCAGGAUAUAGUUUAAAAAGGAGGCAUUUCUUCAGGAAUAUGGGCUCAAUCCUUGCGUAUGCCUUUCUUGGAACAGCAAUUUCCUGUUUAGUAAUAGGGGCUCUUUUGUAUGGCUGUGUAAAGCUAAUGAAAGUGACUGGAACCCUUGAUGGGGAUUUUUACUUUACUGACUGCCUGUUUUUUGGUGCCAUUAUUUCCGCAACUGAUCCAGUCACAGUCCUUGCCAUAUUCCAUGAGCUCCAUGUGGAUGUAGAACUGUAUGCACUUCUUUUUGGAGAAAGUGUUUUGAACGAUGCUGUUGCAAUAGUGUUGUCAUCUUCAAUUGUAGCAUAUCAGCCAGCAGGAGACAACAGUCACACGUUCGAUAUCACUGCCAUGUUUAAGUGUAUUGGGAUGUUCCUUGGGAUAUUCAGUGGAUCAUUUGCAAUGGGUGCAGCAACUGGAGUUGUAACUUCACUGGUAACAAAGUUCACUAAACUUCGAGAGUUUCCACUGCUGGAGACUGGAUUGUUCUUCUUGAUGUCCUGGAGCACAUUUCUACUUGCAGAAGCAUGUGGAUACACAGGAGUGGUUGCAGUACUGUUUUGUGGAAUAACGCAGGCACAUUACACCUAUAACAACCUGUCCACAGAAUCUCAGCAUAGGACAAAGCAGUUGUUUGAGCUGUUAAACUUUUUAGCGGAAAAUUUCAUCUUUUCCUAUAUGGGCCUGGCUUUAUUCACCUUCCAGAACCACGUCUUCAAUCCAACGUUUAUAGUGGGAGCUUUUCUAGCAGUUUUCCUUGGAAGAGCAGCUAAUAUUUAUCCUCUCUCUUUCUUGCUGAAUCUCGGUCGAAAAAACAAGAUCGGAUCAAAUUUCCAACACAUGAUGAUGUUUGCAGGUCUGCGUGGGGCAAUGGCAUUUGCUUUGGCAAUUCGAGACACCGCCACUUAUGCACGGCAAAUGAUGUUUAGCACAACCCUUCUGAUUGUAUUUUUCACAGUGUGGGUUUUUGGUGGUGGCACCACAGCAAUGUUAUCCUGCAUGCAUAUCAGAGUGGGUGUGGAUUCUGAAAUUGACCAGAUGGCGAUUCCAGAGAAUGAACGCAGGAGUACAAAAGCUGAGAGUGCAUGGAUAUUUAGACUGUGGUAUAACUUUGAUCACAACUAUCUAAAACCUCUCCUGACGCACAGUGGCCCACCUCUCACAGCAACACUUCCCAGCUGCUGUGGACCUCUUGCAAGAUGCCUGACAAGCCCUCAGGCUUAUGAGAACCAGGAACAGCUAAAAGAUGAUGAUUCUGAUCUUAUCUUGAAUGAUGGGGACAUCAGUUUAACAUACGGGGAUUCAACAAUCAGUACAGAAGACACUAACUCUUUGCGAAGGGGCACAGGGAACUGUGCAGAGGACGCACUUGAUCGGGACCUUACAUGUGGAGAACAUGAACUUGUACUUAGAGGAACGCGCCUUGUCAUGGAAGAAUCCGAGCCCCCUGUGAAUCUGCAAGUUACAAGGAGGCAGAGUCCUAAGUAGUUUUUUUUGGGUGGGGGUGGCCAGGUUUUCAACCCCUUGUUUUCCUCAGCGGUGUCGAAGAUAACGUUCAUACAUUACAUGUAUUUAAAUAAUGUCGACCUCUUGUACUACCUAACGCAUGGCUCUGGUUGUUUGACCGCUAUUUAUAUGGCAAAGGAAGAACCCAUUCAUUUUUUCUGUCAUUUGUGGUGAACACUUCCUCCCACCCCAGUCCCCUCUCAGUCUUGGAACAACAGCAUUUGAACAGACAACUUGUGUCAUUGUUUUAUUAUUUUGAAGACUACUUGCUUGCACUUUAACAACUCCAUUGUAUAAAAUAUUUGCACACAAGUGUGGCCUAUAAUUAUCACACUGCCAAAAAGAAGAGAAUAACAUUUUUUUGCCUAAAACAAUUGUUGUAGCCUUGGGAUUGUUACUGUAUAUCAGCUAGCUGUUUUUUUUAGGCUAAUUAAAAUGCUAAGGCCUUUUAUUGUCCUGAAGUGCUACUUUGUAUUUUGAGCUUUGUUUAUAUUUUUUUUUCUAGCAGACUUUUGUGCAGUAAUGGAGAGAAUUCAGGCAAACCAGUCUGGUGACUAUGUGACCUGUCCUGUAGUAUAUCAAGUUUAGUUUGUUAAAGGCAGCAGAUGGGGUAUGUUUUUACUGUUUCCAGCUGACAAUGCAUUUAAAAAAAGGAACCUUGCAUGCCAAAGGUUAUCAUAAAAUACAAGUAAAUGCAUGCCCUCAGAAGUGUUGCAGUAAGAAGCAGGGGAUUGUGACAUUUUUGGUUUUAAACCUCUAGGAAACGGAAAUAUUCUUUUUUUUCACCAGUGUAAAGUGUGCCUAACUUUAUAUGCAGUUUGUGCACUUAUCAGUACUUUUUUUUAAUGUGUAUUCAGUAAUGAGUUGCCAAACGCCUGUCUAACAUUUACUGAAACCUUGAUUAGAAAAUCAGUGUUCCUCAUUGGCUUUGCUUUGUUGGUUAAAGGGGAACUAUACCCUUAUCACCUUGUUUAUUCAUUUUUCUAGGUAAUACAUCAUAUUUUUGAGGAUGUGGGAAAAAUGUUGCAUUAACUUAAAAAGGAGAAAACGCUAUAUAGUGACAACUUGCUUUAAAUGUUGUGAUCUCUCAUUCUGAUUGUCCGUGUAGUCUCAGCAAACAAAGACUUCACCAGGUACUAUUUUAUUGACGUAUGUCACAUGGUGUAGCUAAAUUAAUGAAGGUAAAAUACACUUUGAAAUUAAGAUCAGGUCAUCAACAUCAUAAAAUGGUACUGUCAUGACAUGAAUAAUCAUUAUUGUUAUUCCCUAUUCAGUUGUGUACAAAACCUGGCGGAUGAGCUGACACCUAGUAACCCAUAAUUUCCACUGAAUUAUAUGUGACCUGAGCAAGUAGUGGCAUUUGAAUCUUUGUCACAGUUGGUGGCAGUCGGUACACCAUGUGGCAAUAAGCGUAUCAGUGGUAAAGCUCUCAAGGCAUUAAUACAUGUAAGCAAGCCUUUGUGAUAAAUGGCUAGUUUGAGUUUCAUAAGAAAAUGUAUUUCUUAAAACCACUACUAGUUUAUAUCUCCAUUCAGGCAAAACAGUUGACAAUAAUAUUUUUAGAAGCAAAUUAAUAUCACAAGUUUUUCUCAUUUAUUUUUCAUUUUGUUUUAUGCCUCUUUUUGCAUUUUCACAGUUGCAUGACCUAGAUUUAUUAGCAUAUUUCCACUUCUAUAAAUAAAUGGGAGCUGCCACAUUGCCUACAAACUGGAAUAUUCUUCAAAAGUAACAUCCAUGUGAUGACCAAAGAAUGCCCCUGCUAUGGCAUAGCAUAAAAAUGAAUGAUAAACAUUUAUAUAUACUUUUUAGCCAUUUUCUUUACCAACCCUAGGGUGUUUCAUUUCUGUGAGAUAUGCUGGCUUUUUAUUGUUAGCACUACUGCUGGCCUUUAUUUGUUAGCACUACUGCUAUCUUUUUGUAUUACUUAAUAAGGCUAUUAUAAUAAGAUGUCUCUAUUAUUUUAGCUGUAAAUGUGAUUGUAGGUCACUUUAUUUUGUUGUUCUCUGGGGUUGGCUUAACAAUAAUGAUAAUGUUUUGUAUAUGGCAGAGUUUCUGCAAAUUGAAUCCCUCCCUUUUUUAAAUGUAAGCACUUUUAUGUGUAGUGCCUAAACAAUUAGUACAUAGAUUAGUAAACAGUAUCAACAUUUACAGAACAUAACUGUUCAGAGUCCCUAAUAAUUUGCAAAAACAUCUUGUGAGAAAAGGACUACAUGUGAUGUUUUGUGUUGUAGUAAAAUCCACAAGUUACAGGUAUGGGAUCCCUUAUCUGGAAACCCAUUAUCCAGAAAGUUCCGAAUUACAGAAAGGCCAUCUCCCUUAGACUCCAUUGUAAGCAUUAUAAAAAUGAUUUCCUUUUUCUCUGUAAUAAUAAAACUGUACCAUGUACUUGAUCCAAACUAAGGUAUAAUUAGUCCUUAUUGGAGGCAAAACAAUCCUAUUGGGUUUAUUCAAUAUGUAAAUAAUUUUUAGCAGACUUAAGGUAUGGGGAUCCAAAUUACAGAAAUAUCUCUUAUCCAGAAAACCCCAGGUCCCAAGCAUUCUGGAUAACAGGUCCCAUACCUGUAGUGAAAAUCCAAGGUAAUGGUGAUCAAAAUACCCUGUGUUCCCAGCCAGUAGGUAUGCAACUUGUAUGCAAACCCCCCCCGUGGCAUAACCCUAGCAUAGUAGAUAGACACUUAUAUAUGAUUUGUAGCAUCAUAGUUCAGGCUCCAAUAUGAUGGGACUCAUUUUUCCUUGAUACUUAAUAUACUUAAAUACUGGUGUUUCUUAGGGGAUGCCCAGUCAGGCAGAUAAUGAAUCCUUAACUAAACAUUUGUUCGUAUACAGAGCAGUGGCCAGGUAGGUUGUGAGGAAACUAGCCAACAGCAUUGCUCAGUGUGUUGUGUCUUUGGUUAAAUUUUGAAUUUAGAAUUUGCCUGUUUUCAUAAAUUCAGUAUCUUAUAUGUUUACUUCUUGGCAUUGAUAAUAUUGUCUUUUUACAUUUUAAUCAUGGAGGAAGCAGUUAGCAUUGUGCACACAGCACAUUUAAUAAAAUAUACUAAGCAGUUAGGAAUAGUGAUACUACGGGCAAGUAAAGUGAAAUUCACUGGGUUUGCCAAUGUGUUAAGCACCCCCAGUGAAUAUAAUUGCUAACCUUAAAAUGGCCCAGCAUAUUAUCUCUGCCAUUCAGUUUCACCAAUGAGCCAGUAAUCCUUUUAGGUGUCCUGGGCACCACACAUGCGCAGUCGAUUACAGAUUAGGACUUUAAAGUCGCAAAUUUUACUCUAUGCUAUUGGGUAAAAUGGCAGAAGUGGUUAGUAAUUAUACACACAACUUGUAAGCUAACACCCCAGUGCCACAGGCCUAAGAUAGUAGAUUGACACUAACUGUUUUUUUACUGCAUCACAUUUGAGGCUCCAGUAUGAAGGUACUAUUUUAUUCCAGUGCUUAAUAAACUGAACAAUAAAAAGGGCUGGGUUUGUAAUUGUGGGAACUAGCACAUAUGGGUAUAGCCAUUCACUCACCAAUUUAGCUUGAUAUUCUCGCAUUCUUAACUGUGAAGGUAGUUUAUUGGCAAUUAUUCUAUUCUGGUAGUUAACAGUAGAAGCACUAAUAAUAAUGGCACACAUAGACUUUUGUUGGCCAUGGGAGAAAGUCUCACCCACGGGUGGCAAAGUGUCCCAAGUACUUUUAGAAGCAAAAUAAUGAGAUUUGCUGCAUGUAAAGCACCUCACCUGCAGCAGAAGUAGGAUUGCUGAAUUAAAGGUAUUUUUGACACUUUGUCAAGCAGUUUGGUUACUACGAACUCCCAGUUUAUAAUGUUACUUGAUAUUUCACACUGUGUCUUAUAGCCCAUUCACCUCAUUACCCUUGUGACUCCACUGGCAUACUCUUGAUGUAUUAUGUGAUCUCCAUCCUAAAUUUUUGAAGGAAUAAAGCACUAACGAACAAUCAUAAUCUGCAAAUCUUUCUUAUUUACACGACCUUCAAAGCUCUCCAAUCAAGUUGAAAUAAGGGGAGAUGUCUUGUUCUUGGUGAAAGCAUCACAACAGAAAUAAAUGGGGUUAUGUAGUAACAUGGUCUACUGUAGUGGUUGCCAGGCUGUUUGGGGGAGGGAUGGGGCAGGGGGCUCAGCUUGAAGGCCAGUUAGGGUAGGAAUGACCAUGUGCUUCAAGCCCAGCUUGAAGGUCAGUUAGUAUGAGAUAUUGGGUGAAAGUGUUUGUGCUGACCUAGAUAUUCUUGGAUCUAUGACUGAUUCAUGCAGCAAUUUCAUAAACAAAGGGCCGGAUGCUUGAACAAAGGUUGGAUUUUCAAGUGGGGCAGAAAUGGAGAAAUCUGAAAACUGGCACCCCUCACCAUAUGAUUUUACCUUUCCUGCUCCUUUAAACAUUCUCUGAUGGGCAUGUUUCCAAUAAAAUCACAUUUCUGGGUGUGUUUCAGUGGGAUCCAAUCGCCUUCUGCCUUUAGUUUUGGGCUACCUUCAAAUAGCUUCAAAUGGUUUGGCUGCUGUUUGUACAUGUGACCAUACAAUUAAACCAAGUUCAUACAUUUAAGUCUACUUUGAGAAUGACUUCCAUCUGUGAUGCAACUGAUCAUCUUAUUCUCCUGUCUGUCUUUUUCCUACUAUGCAGGAAUUCCAUAAACACAGUGUUUUUAUUACCAUAAAUUAAAUCAUUGUAACCCUUUGUGCUGUGUAGGCCCACCAAAAGUGAAAUUAAUUUGUGUGCAAAUAUUGUUGUUUUUGUUAUAUGUUGUAUAUUUCUGACUUGGUUUACAAAAUCAUUUGCUUUUUAAUUUGUAACAAAUUUUGAGACUGUUUACAUUUUGUCUUUGGUGUAUUGUGUAAAGUGACUUUGUUAAAGUGAGCUAUUACAUUAAUUGGCAUU